AUGGAAGAUCUGGAGAACAAUUUAUUACAGACAAGAAAAGCACAUAGACUAGAACAAAUGGUAGCAAGAUGGCUCAGACGAUCUCGGGAUAACUCACCCAGGCGUAGGAUUUCCUUACCAGAUAACUCCUCGGGGGGCCUUACCCAAACGCUGACCUCUGCCAAGCACACACUGAAGAUAGACAGAGAUGUGUUUCUGGGGGACUAUGGAUUUCACAUUUCACAGAGCCUUCCCCUGAGUAUCUCCUCCGUUAUCACAGGAAGCACGGCUGAUGGGAAACUUCUGCCAGGUGAUCAGAUCCUCCGAAUGAAUAAUCAGUCUGUGGAAGACCUUUCCUAUGAACAAGCACUUGAUAUUUUAAGGGAAACAGAAGAUUCUCUUUCCAUUACCGUUACUCGAUGUACUUCGGGUGUCCCUAAGUCGUCCUUCUUAACAGAAGAGAAGAGAGCCAGGUUAAAGACCAAUCCUGUUAAGGUGCACUUUGCUGAAGAAGUACUUGUGAAUGGUCAUUCUCAGGGGAAUGCUCUGUUGUGUAUGCCCAAUGUUCUCAAGGUGUACUUGGAGAAUGGACAGACCAAAGCUUUCAAAUUUGAGAAAAAUACAACUGUGAAGGACAUCAUUCUCACGGUGAAGGAGAAGCUGUCCAUCCGCAGCAUUGACCACUUCGCUCUUGCCCUGGAGGAGCAGUAUAAUAUCUCCAAGUUGCACCUUCUCCAUGAAGAAGAAUUCAUUGAGCAGGUGGUACAAAGAAAAGAGUCGCAUGACUACAGAUGCCUUUUUAGACUGUGUUUUGUCCCAAAGGAUCCAUUGGACCUCCUAAAAGAAGAUCCAGUUGCCUUUGAAUAUCUCUAUUUGCAGAGCUGCAGUGAUGUGCUUCAGGAAAGGUUCGCAGUUGAAAUGAAAUGCAGCUCUGCAUUACGACUUGCAGCAUUACACAUCCAGGAACGGAUAUAUGCUUGUGCCCAACCACAGAAGAUCUCUUUGAAAUACAUAGAGAAAGACUGGGGAAUAGAGAAUUUCAUAUCUCCAACUUUGCUCCGGAACAUGCGAGGCAAAGAUAUCAAAAAAGCCAUUAGCUUCCAUAUGAAGAGAAAUCAGAGCUUACUGGAGCCCCGGCAAAAGCAACUUAUAUCUGCCGCACAGCUACGUUUGAACUAUCUACAAAUCCUUGGAGAACUGAAAACAUAUGGUGGGAAGAUCUUUAAUGCUACAUUAAUGUUACAGGAUAGAGAAUCUUACAUCGCCCUUCUUGUUGGAGCCAAGUAUGGGAUCAGCCAGAUUAUCAACAGUAAACUCAACAUUAUGUCAACGUUAGCCGAGUUUACGAAUAUUAGCCGAGUAGAGCUGAUGGAAGAGUCGGAGAAAGUGAGCAUGGUCAAAAUUUAUCUCCAGGAUGUCAAGCUUCUCACUCUGUUGCUGGAAUCUAAUAGUGCUAAAGACCUUGCCUGCCUCAUCGCUGGCUACUACAGACUGUUUGUUGAUUCAGCCGCCUCCAUAUUCCUGUGGGGGAGGAAUAAACAAGGUCAUCGGAUUUCUGCAGAAGAAGGUUAUGAAUCCAGAGCCUGCAGUGACUCAGAAGAAUCAUCUGAAGUUGACUCUUCCCUGGAGUUCCUUUCAGACAAGCACCUGAUGAAAAUGGGCCACAUAACGCCUCUCUGUGAAGAAGAAGAACCAGAAAUGCUUGAUGAGCAGAAAGAGGGGAGCGUCACCCCGACGGAGGCCCAGAAAGGCAUGUGCAACGGAGUUAGCAACAUCACUGACCUCACCUCUGAGGGCUCUGAUUCGGCCAACACGGAGAGCCGCGGCUGCAAGACCAGUGGGUCUAGUGACUCCAUGGAUGCCUUGGAAGAGGAUGACUUGGAUGCCUGCUCCUCCAGCAGACCCGAGUUUUUCCAUUUCCACAACUCCAACUUUAAAGAAAGUUUCGAUGAAAAUGAUCCCUCACCUUCUCUGGACAGCGGCAAGGAGAAAAGAGGCCAACUAGAGACCAGCGGCUUCCUGUGCCUCCUCGAGUUAUCCCAGAGAGCCAGCACUGAGCUCCCAAAGACUGAGUUCUCCAACCACUCCAGCGCCCUUAAAUCUAGCCCAGGGAAUGAGCCGAAUGUGCCCAUGGUGGACCCCAGGCUGUAUGAUAGCAGCAGCAUGGAGUACUACAGUCUGUGUUCUAAUGUUUCUCCUGCCAGCAUCCUGAGCAACAGCUCUGAGAGCAGUUCUAGGAACGGUCCAGCACAGCCAGGUCAGGAGGGGAAAGUCUGGAAAGUGGUGCCAGCCUCGGUGGUAGAAUCCCUCCUUUUCAGUCCUUCUCCGAGUUUUGAAGACACCAGCUCAGAUGAGGAAUUUUAUGAUGCUGCUGACAAGUUGACACCCUCAGAUUCCCUCUCAGAUCAGAGCACAGUUCCUCCAGAGGAAUGGAGUGAUCUGGGGUCUAAAGUUAAAAAAAGAGAGAGCUCAGAGGAAGGCCUUGCUCCAAGAUCACAUAAAAGAGAACAUAACAGAAGAGCAGGGGUGAAAAAAUAUGCAAAAACUCUGAGAAAAAGAAGGUCUUUCUUACAGACUGACUAUACAUCUCAGGUUACCUUUCCUUUGGCUCCAUCAUGUUCCCUGGAAAGUGUCGACCACAUGUGCUACUACGAAAGGGAGCCCUACCUGUCCUUUGUCUCUCACUCACCCACCGUGUCCUCCUUGCAGGACAUGCAAGGAGAGCCUGGUCUGCUGGAAACAAAGGCCCUCGGGCUACUGGCUCCUCCCAGGGAAGCCAAGAGUAAAAACCACUCCUCAAAUUUAAUGGAAAUGGAGCCCGAAACGAUGGAAACCAAAUCAGUCAUUGAUUCUUUUGUUUCUUCCAUUUCAGCAGUUCGCCUCAGGAUUGACCCAGAAAAUAAAGAAAAUUCUAGUAUUUCCCCUUUGACUAGCACUCCAAGCAGCUUCCCUCAUCAUCUCUCUUCAGGUUUGUUUGAACAAAAUGGCCAGUCAGAUCCUUCUGAAAAAACCUUUCAACUUCAAGAUGGAAACGAUGGUCUUCACAGGGACCAGAGGGUCAGGACUCAGAACCACCCCUCCAAUUCCUCUGAUGCCCAUGCAGGGACCAAAGACGGUUUGACAAUCAGCCCAGAAGAACAGGAAGGAACACCAGGAAUCCCAGGGAUUGGCAUAAAAACACAGUUUGAAGUGGGAUUCAGGCAUCUGUUUGAAAACCCAAUACAGGAAACAAUCCAAAAAUGCCUCGAGCCUUUUUCUUCAGGGGACCUAUCCAGAAACAGUGAAUGUGUUAAAAAAUCAGGAGAGGAGGUGCCUUUUUCUGCUAUCAAAGACCAAAGAGGGGAGCAAUUCAUGCAACCUUCUUCUGGAGACUGCAAAGAAACAGGUUUUUCUAUUUGUGACAUCAAUCAAAACAGUGGUAUUAAUCUCUUUCAGGAGGAACCCAAGAAAGAUUUGUCUGAAGACUCAACGGAUGAUACAAGUAAAAAGUCCCUGGCUAAUGUGCCUUUUGAGAUUAGUGAUCAAUGUGGGGAAAUGGCCCCUCUCUCCAAGUGGCAGACAUUUGGGGCAAAGACUGAUGGAGAAUGGCCAGGACAAGAAGAAGCUAGAGAAACAGCCCUCUUAGUUGGUAAGGGCCCAACCUGCCUCCUCCAAGAGCAGGAGUUAUUACUAUCAAGCAAACCUUUAGGCGCUGAUGCCUUUAAUGGGCACCUGUCCAUCCCGUCGGGCCUGCAGAGAUUUCACGAAGGCCACUCUGUCCCAGAACCCCUGGACAAUAGAAUGAAGGCCAAGGUGCAAUCUGGUGUCCCUCUCUUACCGGUAGAUUUUAACCCACAGAAUCCACCUUCCUGCCACCCGGCAGAUGCUUUCAGGCAGGGGACGGAUCACAACCUGAAAGAACUGAAGUGUCCUGACUAUUUUUCCACAGCACGUGGCAAUAUCUUCCAGACAGAAAAGGGAAGCCUUAGUAUCGUGCCUCCUUCUUCAAAGAGGCCUCUCCUAUGCUUUGUUCAUAAAAACAAUCCUAACGUUUCCAUGAACCACAGGUCGGAUUGUUCCUUGGAUUUUGCAGGAAUGGAACCGUGCAGCUGUCAGUUAUCCUAUGCCACUUGUUUUCGUGGCUCAGACCCCGAGAUGGACGAUGACGCCUCCGACUUGGAAACGACGCUGUCCUCGGCCCCUCUCACGACACCCCCUUCCUCAGGAAGCCAGUAUUCGGUCCGGUGGAGACCCGAGCUCCCCCGAAGCAACAGCUGCAGCGGCGGCGAACCCCAGCUGAGGAACAGCUGCCUCUGGCCCGAGUAUUAUGCCAAAAUGGUAAACCAGCUGAAGGCUGGACUCUGCACAUCCCCGGAUGGCUUUUGCCAGCUCUUGGAUCACGUGGUCGAAUUACAGGAUAUUUUAGAACGGUUUGGGGGCAACGGGAACAGACACCCCCAAGACAGAUGUGCCUGGUGCUUUUCUGAAAACAGGAAUAGCCUGUGUGCGGGAUCCCAGAAGCUCAUGUCCAGCUGUCAGCACGUGAUUAAAAUCGACCAGUCGCCCGAAGAAAUGCAGAACGCAGUACAAGAAACGUUCCGAAACCUCAUCCAGCUGAUGGACUUGUGCCUCCAGUUUACAAACUGUGGCCGCUGCGUGAGGACGCACAGAGACGUCAUGGUGAACCUCAAGGACGUUGUUUGCGCCUACUAUCAGUUUGUGCAGGCGGCCAAGCUGGCCUGUGAGAGGGGCUAUCGAGAUUUAAGUGUGAAAUUAUUAGCGCGCCAGUGCACCGCCCUCACGGCGGCCGUGUUCUGUCUCACCCAGAAGUUCCGGGCCUCCAUGGCCCUUUGAGCCUCGGUCCUGCCGGGCCUGCGGCUCCCUCCGACCCACCCCCCACCCCGAGGUGGGCGUGUCCCUGAGAAACGACCCUCCAGCAUUAAUGUUUAGAGAGUUAUCACAAUAAACCCUGAUG
This is a messenger RNA of Gracilinanus agilis (Agile Gracile Mouse Opossum), 4933 nucleotides long. RefSeq names its product FERM and PDZ domain containing 1 (gene FRMPD1). The record is from RefSeq and is a predicted model, not a curated record. Bases 1 to 4812 code for a protein of 1603 amino acids. Gene Ontology annotation, molecular function: protein binding. The transcript has 15 exons. Lineage: Eukaryota; Metazoa; Chordata; Mammalia; Didelphimorphia; Didelphidae. Gene Ontology annotation, cellular component: cytoskeleton.